This is a messenger RNA of Gadus macrocephalus (Pacific cod), 2841 nucleotides long. It is a transcript of the gene lypd6b, whose product is annotated as LY6/PLAUR domain containing 6B. Gene Ontology annotation, molecular function: acetylcholine receptor regulator activity. The coding region runs from base 1415 to 1945 and encodes 176 amino acids. The record is from RefSeq and is a predicted model, not a curated record. The transcript has 5 exons. Lineage: Eukaryota; Metazoa; Chordata; Actinopteri; Gadiformes; Gadidae.
CCACGUAAUCUUGUUGUGGUAUUAUCUAUGACAUAGGAUAGAAGCUUCUAGGAUAUAUUUGGCUUAAAAGGCACUCAAACAUAUUCUUAAGACACUGUAAAAAAGAAAACAAGGUAUUUUCUCUUGCACAUGUUACUGCACGUAUUUGUUCGUGUGCAUGUGUAAAUGCACCCGCGUGUCUGCAAGAUAACUACUUCACGUUUCGGAUGCAAGGUAAUGUGAUAUGACAUUUUUUAAGUCAUGCAAACCAGACCGAGGCACAGUUGGGAUCAACACACUAGUGGCACCAGGAACUAACUAUUAACAUGAGUCACCACCUCUGGGUAAAAAGCUGCAUUCAAUUUUGUAUUUAAACGCUGACAACCGCUUGAGCAUUAACCGCCUAGUUUAUUUGCCGCAAUGACAGAUAACGAUUUAUACUUAUUGUUUUUACCCCCGAAACGUUUGUGCCGCGGUGGCCAUUGUUCAAACACAACUUUAAAACAAGUUCAGAUGGGUGGGGGAGGGGCAACCCAAAAGCACUAAACAUAGCUAGUUUGAAGUCUGCUGCAACCCAGCCCCUACGCAUGCUCAGCUGCAGCAGGCCUGUGCACCCCCCCCCCCCCCGGGCCUCUAGACAUGACACACACCCGUCCCUAACCUCUUGGGAUGCCGCCGGGGCCCUGUUUGUUGGUUUAAAAAGAGUGACUUUUGAGUGGCGCGCGGCGUGGCUAAUUUAGCGUUUGAUGCACGUCUGCUCUCCUGCUUUGCUUUAGCGGUAAAAGGUGACGACUGACCCGGCGAGAUAAGAGCUGUUUGCUUUGGGUUUAGAUAUUGUUUGUGUGUAGGGUCAGCGGCGAUGACUGGCUGUGAUUUGUGUGGCCCUCGUAGUGUGUUUUUAUCUGAGGUGGAACAGGUGACUGUUGACUUGGCAAACACAUGAAAGUAUUUUUUGCCCAGUCAUUUGUAUCGACACGGCAUUGGUCACGACAGGCCUUGAGUUCUGUUGUGAGUGCUUUAGUUUAAUUUAUUAGGGGUCUGUUUCAUUUGAAUUGUGGAAAAGUCCUCAAAUCUUCAUAGGAAGUGGGAGUCUGUAAACAGCCAGAACAUGGGGUGGAGUGCGUCUGCCUCUUAAAAACGUAAGUCCCAGAGCAGCAGGUUAUUAAUGAGCCACUGCGAAGUAUUAGGCGUAUCUUGUAUGGGUUCAGUUGAGCGUGCCUUCUGGUUCCUUGACUCAGGCAAUUACCGACGGUCACCUGCCCACCUGACCGCUCAAUCACCUUACAUUAGGGUACCCAAAAGGUCAGAGGUGGCGGGCCCAAGCCUGAGAGCAACCUGAGCCACCCUGAAGACUCCCAAAGGUCCUGAUCUGGCAUUGAGAGCGAUGACCCCGUGCUAACAGGUUUUUAUAGGUGCUAGCAUCAGCUAGCAAAGCAUGGCGUUACCCAUGGCUCUGCAAACUAUCACCGCAGUUCAAGUCCUGUCCCUAGUGGCCAUAUGCAGCGCGGUGGGGAAGAGCGAUCGCGUCAACUUCUACAACAUCAAACCACCAGUUCAGGCCACACCAUUCCCCAAUAGUUUUAAGUGCUUCACCUGUGAGCGAGCGCGGGACAACUACAACUGUAACAUCUGGGCUGAGGACAAGUGGUGUUCAGAAGACACUCAGUUCUGUAUGUCAGUUCACCACUUCCACUCCACUCAUGGAAAAACCAAGUUUGUGACAAAGAGAUGCGCUGCACAAGAGGAGUGCCGUCAGUCGGGCUGCCGGCACCACAAGGAGACGGGGCACACGGAGUGCGUGUCUUGCUGCGAGGGAAUGAUCUGCAACGUCGAGGUUCCCACCAAUCACACCAACGCCGUGUUCUCCCUGAGAGCAAUAGCGCUCGGUUCGGCGCCGUGCCAGACGAGCCCUCCCUGGAAGACCCUGGUUCUAACCCUCGGGUUGUGUGGACAGUUCAUAUUGUGACCCUGUGGCAGCCUGGAACUUGGCAGGGGAUCUUGUCUGGGGAGAGAGCCAGCAGACGCACCAAAACGAACCUUCCAUUGAUUUGAUAUGGCAGCGUUUCCCAGGCAAAUGCCAAAGAUGACGGAGAGUUCAUUAAAACGUGACGCUCGAUGUCCGGGGUCGAGCCGGCUCCUCCAGUCGAAACACAAAAGGGAGAUAGAACUCACACUACUGCUCGUUCACCCGAACGGCCAGACCUUUGCCACGCGUCGCCUGCACGGCCCGUUCAGAAAUGGGUCCGUCACCGGAUGUCCUCCCACGCAUUUGCUACCAUAACGCUGCCAUAUUGUUCUGAAUGAAACUGCAAAGUAUAAUUUGGAUCGAAAUCGUCUUUGAGGAAUCCGAAGAUCUGGCCAAGGUGGAAGUGAUUCAACAUGAAGUUGGAAGACAAUGGACUCUUUCUGGAUGCAGUUGGUUGCGUACGCCUACAUGAUGGCAACAUUACCAAGCCAAGCCUUUUUAGCGAGCUCGAUAGAACAGUGAAUGGAGUGUUUCUUAAGACCCUGCCUAGAAGGCUGCCCAACAAUGCUGCCAGCAGGUUUGGGGGUUUUAGGCAUCCCCAAAACAAUCUCUGGGAUUAUUAACGUUCCGGGGAAUGUUAAUGAUAUGUUUUUCUUUAUGGAAUUACAGACCACUUUAAACAUUCAUUAUGCCGGACAUGAAAUAACACGUGGCCAUGGAGAGACAGUGUUUUCUGUGUGACCCAGUGAAUUUGGCACUUAUGAUGUUAUGCCAGAUAGUUUUAUACAUACAGUGUAUAUAAUUGAAUAUAUUUGCACUUUUUCGUUCGGAACAUUGUAUAUUUGAAGUAGUUCUAUCAGACCUUUUUGUAAGGAAUAUAAAUACAAUUGAUUAUA